UUAUUAAUGCCACAGUAAACUAUUCAGUUCUCAGUUAAUUCUAGAUUUUGGUAAAAAAUAAAAAACAGCUUAGUUCUAUAUAAUAUCAAACAGUUAGAGUAGUAAAAAAUUUGGUGGACAUUUGAGCUGCUAUUAAAUUCCAAGAGACAAUAGAAAUCACAUAACUACAUUGAGGACAACAAUGAUGAGCUUCACAUACAAGGAUCUCAUAGACGUGGCUAUCGGCUCACCGGAGUCGGGCCACGUCAAUUUCUAUGCAUUGCACGUGCUGCUCUCGAACUUUGCCCACAAACUGGAAUGCCUCGACGAGGCGGUGGAGCAGGAUGACUAUCUGCUGGCCAACAUGCGACUCCAGAGCAGUCUGAUUGGCAAGUCCUCCAGGUAUCGACUGCACGCCGGCGCCGACGACGAUGAAGCACCCACCGAGGUGGCCGCCGAACCAGCUGCCGCAGAACCAGCUGCCGCAGAGCCAGCCGCCGCAGAGCCAGCCGCAGCUACCGCAGAGGCAGCACCAGCAGAGGACGCGCCAGCUGAGGCGGAAGCACCAGCUGAAACGGCUGCUGUGACGGAAGCAACCACUCCGGCUCCGGAGCCUUCGGGAGCACCGACACCAGCUCCUGAGGAGGCGGAGCCACAGCCAGAUUUGGAGCUAGCCCCGGAGCCGGAGCAGCAUACGGAUCUGGGCGCCGCUUCAUCGCCUGCCAUGGCCUCACGCGCCUCCUCACGCACCUCCAAGUUGGACAGAACCCAACCGCGUGCCGAGGGCUCUGUGAUUGGUUCCUUGGCCAAGCUGGAGCGACGCCUCUCGAAGGUUGAGCUAAUGAAGGAGCAGAAGGAGCUUGAGUUUCAGAACUUCGUUAGCUUGCUGACGGGCCAAUUGAAGCUAACCAUGGAGCAGCUCAACAAUGUCACCCAUUUGAUGCUCGAUCGCAAGCCCAGCCCGGAACGUAUGAAGCUGCUGCGGAACAUUGCACGUCAGCUCCGUAUGCUGAUGCGGGUCGAGGAUGAUGAGGUGUCCAUCAGUUGGAGCAGCGCUGAGGCUGCCAUUGAGAUGGACAUGGAGGAGGGUGAGGAGGAGGAGGAAGAAAUGGCAGUGGAGGAGUCCAGCGCGCCCACCGAAUUGGCCAAGCCCGAGGAGGAACUGGAACUUGACCAGCAUCUCUGCUAUGGGCCCGAGCGCAUGCUCAACGAGCUGCUGGAGCUCAAGUCUGACUUCUGUGCACUUACCAACAAGGUCAAUGAGUUGGCCGCCGAGCUGAUGAAGCAGGACGCGAAGCGUCUGAUGGAAAUGAUGCAGGAAAUGCAAAUGACUAUACGCGAGAUGAAGCUGGCCACAGCCGGAAAUCUGGAGGCAAAUCAAGGCAUGUUAACUAAGAUAAAUACAGCCACAACACAGAUACAGACGCUUAAGAAUUCGGUGGCGCAUCUGGACGAGAUUAAGAUUGACAAGGCGGAUGUGGAGCUGCUGCUGGCUGAAAAGGUUGACUUUCCACAGCUGGCCACAAAGGUGUCGCUGGAGCAGCUCGAGGAGUACAAGGAGCGCCUGGAGAAACAAUUCUGCGAGGUGCGCUACAUCAUCAAUGUCAACGAGAAGAACGUUCUCCAGAUCAUUGACGGUCUGCGCAUGACCCUGGGCAUUGAUUCGCUCGAGCUGAGCCUCAAGGAUUUCCGUGAGAUGAUCGAGAAGCGUGUCGCCCUCAUUGCCGAGGCCCUGCACAAGUACAUGGAGAUGACCAACGAUGAUUGCGCCGCUGCUGCCGGACGCGUCAAGGUCAUGCAGGAUCUGGCCUGCCUCUCCUGCGACACGCCCUGCGUAAUGCGUACCAUGGAACGCUCCAAGCUGCCGCGACCAUCCUCUGCUAAGGCCUCCAACAGCAUCGGUCCAAUGGUCACCUAUGAGCUGGGCCAGAUCCGCAAAUCGGGCAUCAUGGGCUACUACCGCAAGGACGAGUUUCCCCAUUCGACCAAUGCCUGGACCCAGGGCCUAGGCGGUACAGUGCCUGUCAAUAAAUGUGUGCCACGUCACGCCGGCGGCCUGCACACCAUCCACACCGCCGAUGAGCACAUGCAGAAGGUGGUAUUGUCCAAGAAGAAUACGGGUUGGGCUUAGACAGGAUGUUCCUGCUUGCAUUUCUCUAUGUUAAAUGAUUUCACAAUAAUACAAAACAGAAAACGUAAAAAAAAA
Messenger RNA from Drosophila virilis, 2185 nucleotides. It is a transcript of the gene nis, whose product is annotated as no individualized sperm. NCBI's taxonomy places the organism in Eukaryota, Metazoa, Arthropoda, Insecta, Diptera, Drosophilidae. The record is from RefSeq and is a predicted model, not a curated record.